UUCUUUAGUUUAGGUAUCAUUCUGUUAUUUGAAAAAUGGCCAAGGGAGGCCUUGUCAUAACUUAUGAUUAAUAAGAUCAUGUUUUAUUUUUAUUUUACUACGCUUUUCAAGUUUCAAACACGUUGCAACACUUUUCUUUGCAUUGAUAAUUGUGGUCAAAGGUGGCCCAACAGAAUCCUCUGCGUUAUAGCAUGUGAUAUUUACGGAAGCCCUCUAAUUAGGUCAUCUCUCAUAUUUUCAACAUCUUUGUUCCAAACCGUUCACCCUUCCUCUGUAGCUAGCAACCAUAGCUUUGUGAACAGACAGUCUGCAAGCAUGGCUGCUGCCGCUACCCCGGUUGUCCCUGAACAGUCGGCGACAACAACGACCCAUUUACCAAUGUUCGACAUAUCCAAACCCCCCGUUAUAGAAGGAUUUACACCGCUGUCGCGACCCAGAGAAGAGACGUUCCAGGAGAAGUUUAUGAGGAAGUCGAAGGAGAACCCCUUCGUCCCUAUAGGUUGUCUCGGUACAGCUGGAGCGUUGAUGUACGGUCUCCGAGCCUUCAAACAAGGCAAGACCCGGCAGUCCCAGCUCCUGAUGAGAGGGCGUAUCUUCGCACAAGGCUUCACCGUCGUCGCUAUCAUCUUCGGCGUGUUCGCCACGGCUCUGAAGAAAGACUGAGCAGCGUCAGGGUUGUAUUCAUUACUGCAAAACCGUAGCAAAACGUUUUGCAACGGAAAAAGAAAACAAGGUUUCUUAUUAGACAAAUUCUGCCAGUUUAUCCAUUCAUUUGGAGAGAACUGUGGUGGUGAAUGAAAUGUUGUUUGAAUGUGUAGAAAGACUAACGGAACAGAUAUUUAAAACUUACUGCUUUUCUCUCUCCUGUUUCUGGCCUCCCUUAACUGUGCUUUGGGCUGGUCCAGUCAAAUGAAAUGUACACCAUGUCCUGCAGAUGGCAAAGCAAGCAGGGCACUGACUGCCUUGAGUUUAAAACAUAAUUGUGUAACUGUAUAAUUGAAGUGCAAUGCAGCCAUCCACAUAGGUUGAAAAACAUCUCUGGGUUGGAGGAAAUGGGCCAGCCGACCCACUACCGCUUGCCUCUCUGUUAGUGAGAUCCACCUCUGUAUAAUACAGAUCAUUAUUCCAAGACUCUGAACCACCUUUUUAGCACCAUGUAUUGUCAGUUCCACAAACCAUGUAUUGGCCAUGUCAAGUGAAACACAGAGCAUUGUAUCCUCACACACGCAGGGUACAUGUCUAUCCCUUUAUAAACAUGUAAAAGUGAA
Molecule: messenger RNA, 1268 nt
Organism: Coregonus clupeaformis (lake whitefish)
Lineage: Eukaryota; Metazoa; Chordata; Actinopteri; Salmoniformes; Salmonidae
Product: HIG1 domain family member 2A
Exons: 2
Coding region: 64-663 (199 amino acids)
Biological process (GO): mitochondrial respirasome assembly
Cellular component (GO): mitochondrion
Source: RefSeq, a predicted model, not a curated record